This is a messenger RNA of Paralichthys olivaceus (Japanese flounder), 2945 nucleotides long. Lineage: Eukaryota; Metazoa; Chordata; Actinopteri; Pleuronectiformes; Paralichthyidae. The record is from RefSeq and is a predicted model, not a curated record.
CGCAGCGCAGUUGACGGAUCAGCUGUGUUUGUUCACACGGAGUUAGCUGCUGCUAGUUUUGCGCAACAUGGCAGAACACUCAUCAGGUGCUUCACGGUACAGUGUUCUUUUAAAGCAGGUGUGUCCCGGUGCUCGGGCGUAUUCACCCGGUUAAAGGCUAGCUAACUUCAGCGGGCUAACGAGCAGCCUCGGAGCUAGCGUUAGCUUAGCGAACCGAGAGCGAGUUCCUGUUUAAUCAACAAAUCGGUUCUAGUGCUAUUUAAUGUGUUAUUUAGAGGCUGUACUGUGGAUGCCCCGAUCACUUGCGUUGUGUGGAUAUACGCAGAUCACGUGUGGAUCUAAAAGUGACUCCAAACCUUCAUGGAUGUGAAACAGACUCUCAGGCAGCGACCGGACAUUUCUCAGUAAUUAUCCUGUGAGGCGAUAAGGACACGCCCGGCUGGAUCUUCUCCUCUGCGGACGCCGAGUGUGUGCACACGAGCUGCCGCUCACUUCAGGACUGCAGGAGGAAACCUGCGGCCUCUCUGGAGGACGACAAUCAGGAAACAAUUUCCUGGAGUUAUCGUUUUUAUAUAUACGUUGGAUUAAGGAAGACAUCUGGAGACGUGUGGGUGGGGAGCGGCCCUGCGUGCUGAGGGAUGACUGGGUAAAAGCUUCCAGCAGUGGUUUGCUCUCUUGUGGCUUGAACUCACUGCAGGUGUGAUCGACUUUAUUUCCCCGAGAGGACGAGGAGAACUCCUCAUAUUUCACCUCUGAUCUCUGCAGCACCUGCUCGAACUUCUUCAGAGGUCACAUCUUCUGUUUGGGAUCUGGUUCGUCCUCGUUCAUGAUCUGAGUUUCCCCUGCUGCUCGGCUGAGGGGUGAGGGAGAUCAGAGGGCGAGGAGGGUUUUUCCUUUAAGAUUGGAGAAGGAGCGAGGGAGGCAAAGAGGGGAGGGAAAGAUAAACAGGCGGUUUAAGGCUGUAAACACGUCCUGUCCAGAAUCUCUCCUCUAAACACGUCGAGGAUAAAUCAACGCAGGAUUCAUCUGAGGACACUGAGCUUCCUGGACUCUGGACCUGGAUGAAGUCUUGAUUCUAGAGGAGAAACCACAGUGAUGGCCUCAGUCGUCUCCUGCAGCUUCUCCUGUCUCUGCACCAAAAUGAAGAGGCAGCACUCGAGCAUCAGCGGCGGCCUCCUCCACCGCAGGACCCUGCUCCUCUUACCCCUGCUCCUCCUGCUCUCCCUGUGGAGCCAGCAGGCCGAGGCCGUGGUCCACUCCAGCUUCCGGCGGCUCAGCGGCCGCGAGAAGAAGGAGAUGCAGAAGGAGAUCCUGUCCAUCCUGGGUCUGCCCGGACGACCCAGACCCCACCCGCCGCUGCGUCCGCCCUCCUCGGCGCCGCUCUUCAUGCUGGACCUCUACCACGCCAUGUCAGCUGACGGGGAGGACGACGGGAAUGAAAUCAUCCUGAACGCAGCAGGCAUGGGGAGGUUCGGGGGGGCAGAGAGGUUGGCUCAGGUCAACCACGCAGCCCUGCCCACCCUCAGCACGCACACGCCACCGCUGGGGACGGUGGUCAGCGAGGCCGACACCGUGAUGAGCUUCGUCAACGUGGUGGAGCAGGAGCGUGACCUCCUGCAGCCUCGUCCCUACUGGAAGGAGUUUCGUUUCGACCUGACGCCGCUCCCUCAGGGGGAGACGGUGACAGCGGCCGAGUUUCGUAUCUACAAGACCCUGACGAUGGGUCAGAGGGCAAACAGAACUCUGCACAUCUCCGUCUACGAGAUCCAGCGAGAGAACAGACACAGGGAGCCGGAGCUGGUGCUGCUGGACAUGCAGUCGGUGCCGGCAGGACAGGAGGGCUGGUUGGCCUUCGACGUCACCACGGCCUCCAACCACUGGCUCCUCCACCCGCGCAGCAACCUGGGAAUCCGUCUGUACGUGGAGACCGAGGAGGACCGCUCGCUGUCCGCAGGCUGGAUCGGUUUGGUGGGUCGCAGGGGUCCUCGCUCCAAACAGCCCUUCAUGGUGACCUUCUUCAGGGAGAGCCAGGUCCCGUGUCGGCCGCCCCGCGCUGUAAAGCCUCACCCCCGCAGGAAGAAACCCAAAUAUGACCUCCCAGUUCCCAGCAUUCAUAAUCGGAGUCCUGCAAACAACGGAGGUCAGCCGUGUAAAAAACACGAACUGUACGUCAGCUUCAGUGACCUGGGAUGGAAGGACUGGGUUUUGGCUCCGACCGGAUACUCGGCCUACUACUGUGACGGAGAGUGUUUCUAUCCUCUGGGCUCCUGCAUGAACGCCACCAACCACGCACUCAUCCAGCAAGUGGUUCACCUCCUGAAGCCGGAUGAGGUUCCUAAAGCGUGUUGCGCUCCCACCAAGCUCAGCCCCAUCUCCGUCCUCUUCUACGACGACAAAAACAACGUCAUCCUCAAGAAACAUCGGAACAUGGUGGUGAAGACCUGCGGGUGUCUAUGAUGACAGGUUCCAAAACUAAACCCAGCCUCAGACUCUGAUUCCACUGUGCCGGGAUCACUUUGAUCCCUUUGAUCACUUUGAUCCGCCGGACGUGGACGUGACACGUUGAAGUUCAGAUUUUUACUGAAAAGCUUUCACACGUUUUCAAGAAAUUUGUUCCCAACUAUUAAUUUUCGAUCCGUCCUCUCGCUGAAUCUAAAUCUCUGAGAUCGACCGUCAGAUUAAAGCUCAGUCCGCUCCACUGUUCGGAGCAAAGGUUGAAGCACGGUGACUUCUCGAGAACAGUUAAAUAUUAACUUCAUCAAACAUUAAAAUGUUUUUUACACACCACUGUUUUUACAAGUUUCAGUUCCGCAGAUGGCAAAUGAUGUAAAACGGCACAACACGCCGUUAGUGAUGCCUGUUUUGUUUUUGUUGUUGCAACAUAAAUCUAUAAGAAGAGAAUAUUCAAAUGUAUUCAACUAAUAAACAUAUUUACAUUAUCUUAA